AUGUCGACAAUAACAUCACUUCUCAACUCGUUGCACACCCAUCUGCAAUCUCAAACCCAACUUUUACCGCCCCUCCAUGCGCAACUCGGUCUUCCAGCGUCGGCGCUCGCGGACGAUCUCACAUCUCUGCAACAGGAGCUGGCGCGGUGCAUAGAGUCACAGAUUGAGCGCAGGAGGAAGGAGGUGCAUGAAUGGGAGCGCAAGUGCGAGGAGGUGGAGAACGACUGCAAGCGAUACGAAAGGGCGCUAGGAGGUCACGCGAAGGCGAUCGCGGGGAAGGGGCUGGAUUUGGAGGCAUGGAGGAAGGAGGCCGUGCUGCCUCAACGAUACCAGAUGGGGUCCCAAUACCAGGAGAAACUGCGCCAGCUCUACCACACCAAGCUUGAACAACUGACAACGCUCAUCAACCGCCUUGUAACACUCUCAAGGACGCUAGGUCCGAAUUUCUACCCCGCCGAAAUCUUGCAGCCUGUCCCUGCGACAUGGGAAGACCACGACCUGAAUCGGGAUUCCAACGGACAACACCGAGACGUGAGUCCCGAACGAUUUUCACGACUGGAAAAGGAACUAGUGCGCGGCAAGAGCGAAAUCGCCAAACGGCUCAGCCAUCUGCACUCCGUUUUCCUUCAGAUCGACUGGCUCCACGCAGCCCUCGGCAUGGAACCCCUCUCCAUCGACGACCUUGCCACGACCAGCCUUCUCGCCCCUCCUGUACAGACCUUCGCCCGCUCCACCUCCUCCCUUAACAUGGACACCAGCUCUUACAUCGCCAGCGACAGCUUUGACCGCGACCCCUUUACCAUGUCAACGCCAACGCCCGCCACACGGCACAAACCGAACACAACGCUCAAGGCGCUCGGCCCGACGCCCUUCUCGCGGAUGCUGCUCGCCGCAGCAGACGAGACGCCGCUGGAGUACCAGCGCAUCCUUGCGCGCUUCUCUACUUUCAUUGCAAGGGCGGAAGAGGAGGGCACACCGGCCGAGGAGACGGACCCCGCCGCGGCGUUGCAAGGGGUGGAUCCGACGCCGGGGCUGGUCGAAUGGGCCGAGCGCACGUGCGCGGAGUUGGACGAGACCAAGCGCAAGCGCGAGGCACAUAUCCAGGCGAUGUACGACCAACUCGAGGCGCUCUGGCGCCGGCUCGGCGUGGGCGAGGACGACAUGGACGCGUUCGUGGAGCACAAUCAGGGAUCGACGCUCGCAUCUGUGAGGGCGUACGAGGAUGAGCUGGAGAGGAUGCUGGAGCUGAAGAGAGAGAGGAUGGGCGUAUUUGUAGACAAUGCGAGGACGGAGAUCAGACGGCUGUGGGCGGAGCUGUGGGUCGGCGAGGCGGAGAACGAGAGGGCGAUGUUCGAGGAGGGCGCGAUGCGCGACGCGGAAUUCACCGAGGAGCUGCUUAGCGUCCACGAGGAGGAGAUAAGGCGGUUGAAGGAAGAGAAGAAGGCGAAGGCACCGGUACUGUCCUCAAUCAAGAAGUACUUUGAUAUCUGCGAGGAGGAACGGGAACUCGCCGCAGCGGCCUCUGAUCAAUCUCGUCUCCUUGGCCGCGGGCCGCGAGAUCCAGGCAGGCUGCUCAGGGAGGAGAAGAUGCGCAAACGGGUGCAGAAAGAGAAACCUCGGCUUGAACAAGACUUGCUCACCGCCAUACCUGCGUGGGAAGAGCAGAGCGGCCGACCAUUUCUUGUCCAUGGCGAGAGCAUCAUGCAAAUCCUUCUUGAGAGCAUCGCUGCGCACGAGAAGGAGAACGGUGGACGUGGCCGCAAACCUACCUCAAGCUCCGGAUAUGGGCCCAGUGCUCCGGCGCCGCAGCCGAAGAGGGCGGGCUCCGUGCCACGAACAGCGCCGCCACCGGCCAACGGAUACAAACCUGGCGGACCACACAAGCGGAGCACAUCAUCCAACGGCGUAUCCCAGACCGUACCCGCAACGCGGCCGGCUUCGGCUUCGAGUUCGAGCACAUCGAUGCCCGCGAAGCGACAACGGCUGGGGAGCUCGACAUCCUCCUCAUCAUCAAGACCGUCAGCCCGCGCCCCUCUGCAAUCGUCGACGAAUGAUAGUCAUUUACCUUCCUACAGCCAUGCCCCUGCGGCUUCCACCACGAAGCGCCCUGCGUCACGAUUGUCCGCCCAGCGACCGAAGCCUGUGCCCGUUUCCCUGCCAAAAGCCACUUCGAAUCCAGCAAUGCUGGGACACGGGAGGUUGCCAACCUCCGCGCCCACACUGGUGCCGCCAUCGAUACACUAUCCUGGCUCGCGAACAGUAUCAACGGCCUCGAUCGCCAACACGCAGACGGCGCGAGCGGCGCGACGAGAGAGCUUCAAGCCGCGGCCCAGCAUAGACGACGACACCAUCCAUAAAUGGUCGAGCGCGGGUGGUGGGAUGGGCCUCGCGGUCAAAGAGGAGGACUAUGAGGACGAUUGAUACCCGCCAUCUCCAAUCGCUUAUCCUUGCUGGAUGUCGGCGGUGCUUUUCCUUCGUUCGAGACACCUUGUGGCGUGAUAUUUAUCUCAUCCAUCUUACCACCGUUCUGUCAGGAUAACAGAAUGUAUGUAUGUACC
Molecule: messenger RNA, 2558 nt
Organism: Punctularia strigosozonata HHB-11173 SS5
Lineage: Eukaryota; Fungi; Basidiomycota; Agaricomycetes; Corticiales; Punctulariaceae
Exons: 5
Coding region: 1-2421 (806 amino acids)
Biological process (GO): mitotic spindle midzone assembly; microtubule cytoskeleton organization
Cellular component (GO): mitotic spindle midzone; spindle; cytoplasm
Molecular function (GO): microtubule binding
Source: RefSeq, a predicted model, not a curated record